Molecule: messenger RNA, 314 nt
Organism: Zerene cesonia (dogface butterfly)
Lineage: Eukaryota; Metazoa; Arthropoda; Insecta; Lepidoptera; Pieridae
Gene: sloth2
Product: protein brawnin
Exons: 1
Coding region: 27-233 (68 amino acids)
Biological process (GO): mitochondrial respiratory chain complex III assembly
Source: RefSeq, a predicted model, not a curated record
AAUUGAAAAAUAUUCUGUGCAAUAAGAUGCCUGCUGGAGUCUCUUGGGGUCAAUACAUUACUUUCUCUGUAUCAGCCAUGUUGUCAAUGCUAGCUGGAUCUCAACUAGUACAUCUCCAAUAUAAGCCAUUGUUAGAUCUAAACAAAUAUAUUGAAAAAGAAUUGCAACAUUUACCACCAGAUGUACAAAAAAAGAUUCGUCAAGAGCUCAAAGAGGAAGGGGUUUUAAAGUAGUCAUGAAAUGUUAUUUAUUACAUAUAGUGUAUUAUUGUUCAUGUAAAUAAAAUAAAAGGACAUGUAGCUUAUGCAUUUUAA